AUGUACGGCUCACUUAGCGGCUACUACUUCCACGCGAAAAACGUCAAAAUUGGUGACUGGAUUGUCUUAGCUUUUGAAGAGGAUGACGUUCAUCUGAGCAAAGUGGUCAUUGAGACUGGUUAUAAUAAUCGGUCUGGGCUUAAAUUAGUUAAUGAACUUAGCGGUGCGAAAACUGAAAAAAGGAAAUCCAAUUCAAUCGAAGUAUCUCACGAAUUUGGCAACUUACCCUACGAACUCGUUGAAGGCAGCCUGGAAAUCAGUCCGAAAAUUUUGAAAAUAGAAGUCGAUAAGAAUGUAAUUCGUUGCGCCGACUUUAGGCUAUUGGGUAAUGUUUCAGAUGGAAACAAUAAUCUCCUAAAUAAAAUCCUCAUGGAUAGAUGGCGCUCCGACGAUCCGGCGGCUGACGUAUUCACAAAUAUGGAAGCUGUCGAUUCGAAACACACCUGCAUCAAAAUGUACGGCUCACUUAGCGGCUACUACUUCCACGCGAAAAACGUCAAAAUUGGUGACUGGAUUGUCUUAGCUUUUGAAGAGGAUGACGUUCAUCUGAGCAAAGUGGUCAUUGAGACUGGUUAUAAUAAUCGGUCUGGGCUUAAAUUAGUUAAUGAACUUAGCGGUGCGAAAACUGAAAAAAGGAAAUCCAAUUCAAUCGAAGUAUCUCACGAAUUUGGCAACUUACCCUACGAACUCGUUGAAGGCAGCCUGGAAAUCAGUCCGAAAAUUUUGAAAAUAGAAGUCGAUAAGAAUGUAAUUCGUUGCGCCGACUUUAGGCUAUUGGGUAAUGUUUCAGGUUAUAGAACUAUUUUUGAUAAUCUGAUGAAUGUUUAUUGGAAUUCGCCGACGAAAUGCUUGAAAUUUACCGUUACGAACGUUAUUACUAAAAUGAGUAGCGAUCUAGUUAUAAGACAGCUAGCUAUUUUUACAUAG
Molecule: messenger RNA, 927 nt
Organism: Helobdella robusta
Lineage: Eukaryota; Metazoa; Annelida; Clitellata; Rhynchobdellida; Glossiphoniidae
Exons: 2
Coding region: 1-927 (308 amino acids)
Biological process (GO): protein N-linked glycosylation
Molecular function (GO): acetylglucosaminyltransferase activity
Source: RefSeq, a predicted model, not a curated record